AUGAGCACGCGAUCCAGUCAAUCCUCCUACGGGGACUCACAGUAUCUCUCAAACGUUGCCACUUCCGAUGUUCCAGCUCCAACACCGCCGAAUGGAAAGACACUCGUGGAGGAGUAUCGAGAUGCCCUGGAACCCCACCACGAGGAGCAGUCGCAAUACGACCCACUCCACCCGGCUCAUUCGCGGAGCUCGGUUUUCCUGAAUGUCAACGACCCCGUGACCAUGUACCUAUUGACCGAGACCGCCAUAGGGGAUAGCACGGAUUACGAAGUCCUAUCCUUCGAGGAGGUGGAAGGGUUGAAGAAGGAAGUCUCUUUGCUGUCCACUCGCAUCCAGGGCACGAAGCGGAAACUGGCACUCGAAACGAAACUGCGUGACGCGGCGCAAUCCCUUGGUAGACUCUACAGCCCGCCCAGCCCUCGGAGCAGCGGCGAAUACGGUGCCAAUGGCGGAUCGAACUCAAACCGGAUGAGCCGGGCUUCUGAGGCCCUCGACAAGAGUGACUCUGAACUCGCGGUCAGCCAGCGGCGAUGUGAGGAGUUGGCACAGGAACUUUGGAAACUGGAGAAGAGGUCGCAGAAGAUCAGUCAGCGCUUGCUGGAGCACACUGCGGGUGUCUUGCAGAUGACACACAAGGGUCUGAAGAAGGGUCCUAAGAACCCUGCUCCACCCACUUCGGAUAGCUCCCAUGAUGAUCUAAAAUUCGACGAUCGUAGUCUCUACCGGACAACUGAGCAUUUGGAUGACUUUGGCGUGGACAGGAAGAUCGAGACCAACGCGGCCGCCGCAAUGAAUACUGAGGCUAUGCAGGCUACAGAGCGACGAUUGGAGGAAAUUAGCGAGCGCAUGCAUGACCUGAUGAAAAAGUCGAACCCCGAUGAAUUCAUCGAUCCUCCCCCGCAGCUGUCAGCGGGUGGAGGGCCCGUCGAUCCCACAGGAACGGUCGACGCUCAUUUAGCCUAUAUCGAGAGUAGCAUGGAAAAAAUCGUCUUGCAUACAGGGGACGCUCCUGCUCCCACGACUGCUCGCGACAUUGCACCUGAAGCCGAGAUAGCCUGGAAACACCAACUUACCAAAAUCAACAAUCAAGUGCAAUCAAUCGUUGAUCGGUUUGGUUUGACCCGUUCGCCAACUUUGCCUCCGCCUCCUGAUCCGUCUGACGGCGAGGGACUAGAAGAGCAAUUCUCUUACCUUAAAACAGGUAUAGACGGCUUGGAGAGCCGAGUGGAUGGAGUCAUUGAGCAGAAGAGCAUUCUCACCACGCAAAUCCAGCAACAGCGCGAGCUCAACUCCAAGUCAGACGCCGAGCGCGAUGCCCAUAUCGGCGACCUGACGGAACAGUUGUCCCGCGUUCGCAAGGAUCUCGAAGCGUCUGAGCGCGAAGGCAACGCCAAAGGCGACGAAUUGGCUCUUGUCAUGGAACAGCUCGACGCAAUGCGCACCAAAGGCAAUCCCCAGGAAGAAGCCAAGGCGACUCUGGCUCAGGCUGAGAGUGAAGUCGUGCGUUUGCAAAGCAUUAUCACCUCACUGCGUAGCGAGGCUGAGGCAAAGACUAAAGAAGUCAGGGAAGCCCAGGAUGCCCAAGAUCAAGCAGAGGCCGAGGUUAAAGGCCUGCAACAAUUCAUCAACGAUUUGCAGGGAGACAAAGACAUCGAGGACGAGGGGGUCAGAGAGGCCCGUGACCGUGCGGAAGAUGAAGUGAAGCGUCUACAGGCCAUAAUUGAAUCGUUACAGAAUGAUAACAACACGAAGAGCGAAGAGGCCACAGAGGCCAGAGAGGCCCGCGACCACGCGGAAGAUGAAGUCAAACGUCUACAGGCCAUCAUUGCAUCGUUGCAGAGUGAUAAUGAUGUGAAGAGCGAAGAGUUCAGAGAAGCCAGAGAGGCCCACGACCAUGCGGAAGGUGAAGUCAAGCGUCUACAGGUGGUCAAUACUUCGCUACAGAAUGAUACCGAGAAAAAGAUCGAAGAGACCAGAGAGGCCCAUAGCCGCGCGGAAGACGAAGUUAAGCGUCUACAGGACAUCAUUAUAUCGCUGAAGAAUGAUACCGACAGCACGAGCGAAGAGACCAGAGAGGCCAGCGAACAUGCGGAAGAAGUCAAGCGCCUCCAGGUGGCCAUUGCAUCGUUGCAAAAUGACACCGACGCUAAAACGAAAGAGGUCAUAGAGGCCCGCCACCGUGCGGAAGACGAAGCCAAGCAUCUACAUAUCGUAAUUGAAACUUUGCAAAACGACGCCGAUGCUAGAGGUGAAGACGUCAAGGAAGCCCGGGACCGCGCGGAGAGCGAGGUUCAACGCCUGCAGAGCGUCGUUGAAACACUGCAGAACGAUAGCGAUUUCAGAUCCGAGGAAGUUAGGGGUGCUCGUGAUCGCGCCGAACAAGAGGUCGCUCAGCUUGAAGCCGCGAUCCGGCAGAUUCGAAUUCAAUCCGAUGCCCGUAUCAAGGAGGCGGAUGAUCAGCGCGCGCAGUCCGACCACAACGCCACUCGCCUGCAGAAUGAGUUGACUGAGCUUGAAGGCGAGAUUGUGCGGGUCACAACUGAACUGACAAUGGCCAAGGCAGAGCUGGAUGGGGCCUAUGGUACUCGAGCCGAACGUGCGGCAGUAGUGGCUUCCAACACUAGUGUCCAAAGGGAGAAUGAUGCACUGGUCACCCGGAACAUCGAGCUCACUGAGGAACUGGCUGCUCUGAAGAGCCAACGAGGAGGUGGUGAUCUUCAGCAGCGGGCAGAUAAUCUAGAAAGAGAACUUAGUGAGAUCAUCGAUGACUACGAAGCCAUGACGAAAGCCAGCAUCGAGUUUGAAAAAGAACGCGAACGCUUCGAGAUUCUCAUUGACAGUCUUCGGGACCGUUGCGAGCAACUCGAAACAAAACUGGCAGAAGAACGUAUAAGCUGGAUGAACUUGAGUAGUCCCACAUCUGUGGGCCGCGAUGGCACUUACGACACGACAUCUACCAUGGUGCUCAAGAAUGAGUUCAAGAAGAUGAUGCGUGACACGCGCAACGAGAACAUGAAGAUGUUUAGGGCUGAACAAGAAGAGCGUCGCAGAAUUGAAGGGUUGCUGCGAGCCCUAAAAAAGGAGCACGCCAAGGUGACUGGCAAGAGCCCAGGUAGCACUCCAUAA
This is a messenger RNA of Penicillium digitatum Pd1, 3126 nucleotides long. Its product is annotated as involucrin repeat protein. NCBI's taxonomy places the organism in Eukaryota, Fungi, Ascomycota, Eurotiomycetes, Eurotiales, Aspergillaceae. The record is from RefSeq and is a predicted model, not a curated record.